Molecule: messenger RNA, 1779 nt
Organism: Xiphias gladius (swordfish)
Lineage: Eukaryota; Metazoa; Chordata; Actinopteri; Istiophoriformes; Xiphiidae
Product: BEN domain-containing protein 4
Molecular function (GO): DNA binding
Source: RefSeq, a predicted model, not a curated record
AUGGAGGGAGAGAUGCAGCCCGCCGAUGAAGGGCCCUGCGCCCCGAAGAUGUGCCGACAGCAGCGGGGUCCUUACAGCACCCUGAAAACCUUCCAGAGCAAGCGCUCGGCCGGCAAGUCGCGCUUUGACAGGUCCGCUGCGGUCGAGGUGCCUCUGUUUGGCGACGGACCUCACUUCACUUUUCACCCCGAGCAGCCCCAUCCUUUCCAGCCGCACCAACAACACCAACACCACCACCACCACCACCACCACCAGCAGCAGCAGCAGCGUCUGCAGCCGCUCCACCAAGCCAGCGUCGCUAUCAGCAGCAGCCAGCAGCAUCCCCCGAUGCCUCAGCAGCAGCAGCAGCAGCAGCAGCAGCAGCAGCAGCAUCGUUUCCCAUGUGAGAGCAGGCCCAGCAGCAGGGUCCCGACAUCCACCUCAGCGGCCGCGGGCAGCGUGGCGGCGGCCGCAUCUCUCGGUACCCAGCAGCGGCGCGCCAGCAGCGGCGGAGCGGAGCCCAGAUUAUCUCCAGACUGCACCUACAGUAUCAGCUCAGAAAACCGUCUCAUCUUGGAUGCCUUUGCCCAGCAGUGCAGCCGAGUCCUCAGCCUCCUCAACAACAAACGGCUCCCCCUGGAAUCCUCCUCCUCCUUCACCUCUAACAUCAAGCUGGAAGACACUCAGGGCUUUCUCACUGCUCAAGUGGGGAAGAGAAGAAAAAGAAACCUCUUCUACCACAGAGGAGAGGAGGAGACAACAAAACAACCCCAAAAACAACAACAGACCUCUCCCGUCUUCUCCAUCUCACGGGACUCCCACAAGAACUCUCUCUCUCAGGGCAGCCAGCACCAGCAGCAGCAGCAGCAGCAGCAGCAGCAACAUCUGGCAGCAGGUCUGGAGGAGGAGCAGUGUCCGUCGGCGGAGCCCGGCUCAGGGGUGUCGCCUCCGAGACACAACCUGGGAGGCUGGGGCUCGCCGACUCCGUCCGAGUCGUACGGCCACCCGUCGUCCACGCUGCCUGAGGAGGAAGAGGAGGAGGAGAGCUGCUGUCCACGCUGCCUGGAGCUGGAGCAGGAGGUUUUGUCUCUGCAGCAGGAGAACGAGGAGCUCCGCAACAAGCUGGAGAACAUCCCAGUUCCCUGUCAAAAUGUUCUUGACUACUUCAAGACCGUGCUCGAGUUUCACAACCAGCUGGUCCAGCCGCUGCCAGAGGAGCAGCUCACAGAGGUGAGGAUACGGGCUCUUUGACAUCAUUCACAGCUCUUUGAAGCAUGUGUCCUCAUUUGCAUAGAAGAAGAACGGCAAACAGUCUUUGAGGGCAGUAAACAGCUCCUGGAGAACUAUCCUCUUUUCAUCACUAAUAAGCAGUGGGACGAGGCCGUCAACUCCUCCAAGAAAGACGGCAGACGGCUGCUGCGCUACCUAAUACGCUACGUCUUCACCACAGACGAGCUGAAGUUCUCCUGUGGUUUGGGCAAGAGGAAGCGCUCGGUCCACUCAGGGGAGCCGGGCCUGGAGAGACGGCCGCUCAACCCCGUCAAAGUCAGCUGCCUGAGAGAGUUCAUCCGGAUGCACUGUGCCUCGAACCCAGACUGGUGGAUGCCCUCAGAGGAGCAGAUCAACAAAGUGUUCAGCGAUGCCGUGGGUCACGCCCGUCAGGGCCGGGCGGUCGGCACGUUCCUCGGCAGCAGCGGCAGCGGCAGCAGCACCAGCAGCCUCUACAUGGACAGCUUCGACGGACAUCUGUCACAGGACGAACUGUAUUUGAAAGGCUGCCAGAACGGCCAGUCAGACUGA